AUGACCGCGCAAACAGUUGCUGCAGCAUUCAUCGACGGCUGGGUAGCACGCUUUAGCACACCUACCGUUAUCAUUACUGAUCAAGGCAAACAAUUCGAGGCUAGUCUUUUCCAAGCAUUCUCGAAAUUCCUGGGCAGCAAGAAGACCAGAACGUCUUCUUAUUAUCCAGCGUCAAAUGUACUGCUAGGCCUUCACACAUGCCUGAAAGAAGACCUGAAAUGCUCUCCAGCGGAGUUAGUCUAUGGCGCACCGCUGAGAGUACCAGGAGAAUUUCUAGAAAACCGAGAUCCUACAGAAGACACGGAGACCUUCGUCAUAGCUCUUCGCAAACGCAUACGACAACUCCUUCCACAACCAACGCAACACCAUGGAAAACGGACAGCCUUCCGACAACAGCAAUUAGAACAGGCCACACAUGUUUUCGUCAAGGAAGACGGCAUCUGA
Trachymyrmex septentrionalis is the source of this 444-nucleotide messenger RNA. RefSeq lists its product as uncharacterized. The record is from RefSeq and is a predicted model, not a curated record. Gene Ontology annotation, molecular function: nucleic acid binding. The coding region runs from base 1 to 444 and encodes 147 amino acids. The transcript has 2 exons. Lineage: Eukaryota; Metazoa; Arthropoda; Insecta; Hymenoptera; Formicidae.